UAGAUAAGGUGUUGAGGGAACACCACCAGCCACCAGGGUAUAGGAUGCCUCAGAGAUAGACAAGCCUAAUGACGCAACGGGUUUACUCAAUACAGCCUAAUAUUGUGUGGGACAGGAUAAUACUUGCAGGGUUUCCCACAUUUCCUAUGACCAAAAGCGGGCUGAGGACUCUGAAACUGACAGAUAUAACGUGACAGGCGCGCAGUUCAGGAAAUAACCUUGUCCGGACACCAGGGCAGCAGGCGAUGCAAACUUUCCUGAUGGCAUACUUUAUAUUACUUUUCCUACCUUGUGUUUUCAGUGCCCGGGCGCGCAUACUAGUCCCUGGAUAUGAAACAGCCAUCUCUAAAGAGCCAUUCAGGGAGAGCCGGAAAGUUCUUACAACAACGGGCAAAGAAUGUAAAUUCCCAUUUCGUCAGGGUGGAAGGCUUCAUCAUCACUGCAUCACCAUCUUAUCUUCAAGACUGUGGUGCUCUCUUACUCAUAAUUUUGAUCGGGACCAUAGGUGGGGUUUCUGUGCUCCAGAGAAAACUCAACCAGAAGUUUUUGUCCACACGUCUCGGAAAGUCACAGACCCAUGUCAGGUGAAUCCGUGUCAGAAUGGAGGCGUCUGCACGCCGAUCCCUCCUCUACGAACAUUUGAGUGCUCGUGUCCAGAGAGCUUCUCUGGGAGACUGUGUGAACAGAAGAAGUGCUAUGAAACCAUACACCUGCGCUAUUAUGACAUCGGAGAGUCUUGGGGACGAAUUUACCUCCGUAACGUGGAACAGUGCACAUGUGUGGCAGGCGAAAUCGAGUGUGAAAGAGUCCACUAUACAAAGUGUCGUACGAACCCCUGUCACAAUGAUGGAACAUGUCGACUGAUCACAUCCACCGGGAAGGAAGUGUGUAACUGCAGGGGUGGCUACAGUGGACCGUACUGCAGCUUCGAGCCAGAGGCAGAGUGCUAUAACAGCAGGGGCAGAGGUUACCGAGGGCUGGUGAGCACCACGGUGUCUGGCGCCCGGUGUCUGCCCUGGAACUCGGACCUGCUCCAUGAUGAGCUCCAUGUGGGCACGGUGGUCGCGUCGCCCCUCAAGGGCCUUGGCGAGCACGCCUACUGCAGAAACCCAGACGGGGACAAGAAGCCGUGGUGCUACACACUAAAUGAUGGUGCCAUCUCCUGGGAGUACUGUGACGUCCCCUCCUGUGUGAUGCCUGUGUCAUAUGAUUUGCAGCAUGAAGAUGCCUCCGUUUCCCUGACAUUAUCACCUUAUAGAAGAGCUUUUGUGCUUCUUGAAGGGAGGAAUCAGCCACCAGCAAAAUGGAAAAUACACAGGAGAGCUUCUUCUCGAAGGGUUAUCCCGUUCAACGUGCUGCCCGUCGUUAAAAAACCUAACCCCCAAAAGCCAGCCAAGAAGCCUGUGUGUGGGAAAAAGCACAAGAAGAGGCUGUCGAUAGCCAGGGGCCGCAUCCUGGGUGGAAACUCAGCUCUGCCGGGGACUCACCCGUGGAUGGCGGCGAUUUACAUCGGCCAGUCGGACUUCUGCGCCGGCACCCUCGUCUCCUCUUGUUGGGUCGUCUCCGCGGCGCACUGCUUCUUCCGCAACCCCCUGAGGUCUCAGCUCCGCGUGGUGCUCGGCCAGCAGAGAUUCAACGUCACCGAUCCCAACACCAGGACGUUCGGAGUGGAGGAGUACAUCUUUCCAAAGCAGUUCUCAGUGUUUAAUCCAACGCUACAUGACAUUGUUCUGAUCAAACUGAAGAAGCAGGACGGACGGUGUGUGAGGAGAACCCCAUUCAUCGCGCCCAUCUGUCUCCCGGACAAAAACACGACGUUCCCCGACGGCUACUGCUGCACUAUCAGCGGCUGGGGACACAUGCAUGAGAAGGCAGAGGGUUAUUCCAGUCUACAGGAGGCCGGAGUGAGGCUGAUUCCUCAUGAUACUUGCAGGAAGCCGGACGUCUACGGCAAUCACGUCACGGCCGACAUGAUCUGCGCGGGGCUCGGCGGCUGCGUCGACGCAUGCCAGGGCGACUCCGGGGGCCCUCUGGCUUGCGCGAGGAAUGAUGUCAGCUUCCUGUAUGGGAUCAUCAGUUGGGGGGAGGGCUGCGGUCGCUCUGGAAAACCCGGUGUUUACACUAAAGUGGUGAACUAUAUCGACUGGAUCAAUUCAGUGAUCAGACGCAAACCAAAGGCUUCAUGAACUGAACGUUGACUUUAAUAUGAGAUAUUGUACUGUAUUAUAUUGUUACUGUUUUUUAUUAUAAUGCUUGUGGAAGUUUAUAGUUGACCUUUUUUAACUGUGAAACAUUUUGUGACUGAAUAAACCUUUGCUGACUUGAUAAAGCUU
Lates calcarifer (barramundi perch) is the source of this 2333-nucleotide messenger RNA. RefSeq names its product hepatocyte growth factor activator (gene hgfac). Lineage: Eukaryota; Metazoa; Chordata; Actinopteri; Centropomidae. Gene Ontology annotation, biological process: blood coagulation; zymogen activation. Bases 246 to 2186 code for a protein of 646 amino acids. The transcript has 15 exons. Gene Ontology annotation, cellular component: extracellular region. The record is from RefSeq and is a predicted model, not a curated record. Gene Ontology annotation, molecular function: serine-type endopeptidase activity.